AUGAAGUUGAUUGAAUCAAGCGACACUGUCAAGUUUCCAGAAGGCGUAAAGUUUUCUGUGAAGAACAGACUUGUCAAGGUGACUGGACCUCGUGGAACGCUUACACGCGAUUUUCGUCAUCUCAAUAUUGAAAUAACACAGGAAGGAGCUAAUAUACUUCGUGUUCGUAAAUGGUUUGGAAUUCGAAAGGAAUUGGCUGCUAUCCGAACAGUUUGUUCGCAUAUUGUGAAUAUGAUUAAGGGAGUGACUAAAGGCUUCCGAUACAAGAUGCGUUCGGUCUAUGCUCACUUUCCUAUCAACAUUACGUUGCAGGAGAAAGGAGAAGUUAUCGAGAUUCGAAACUUCCUUGGCGAAAAGUUUGUUCGACGUGUCAAACUUCCAGAAGGUGUUUCUGCUGCAAUUUCGACAAAGUUGAAAGACGAGCUAAUUAUUGAUGGAAAUGAUGUUCAGAAGGUUUCUCAAGCUGCUGCGCGUAUUCAACAAUCGACAACUGUCAAGAACAAAGACAUUCGUAAAUUUUUGGAUGGAAUUUAUGUGAGCGAGAAGGUUACAGUUGCGGAUGAUUAGUUGAUUGAAAGAUUAAAUAUGGUUAUUUAAAUGUCAAAGUUUUUUUGUUAAAUUGAAAAGGAAAUAAAAAGUUUGUUGAAAUUUUUAUUAGUUGAGUAAAAAUUAGGCGAAAAAUUGAGUUUAUGGCAACGUCCCCUUGGCAUUAAAGUUUAUGGGCCGGGAUCGAGCCUACAACUUUCCCUUGAUAUUAUCUUUAGAAGGAUUGAACUGGGAUUUCCCCCGGAGAUUAUUAUAGGCAGAGAUAAAACUUGGUAUGUUAGUUGUUUUGCUCACCACGUACAAGUGUUUCGGGGGUGUGUAAGAGAAUAUAUAUAUAC
Meloidogyne enterolobii is the source of this 884-nucleotide messenger RNA. NCBI's taxonomy places the organism in Eukaryota, Metazoa, Nematoda, Chromadorea, Rhabditida, Meloidogynidae. The record is from the annotation of a GenBank genome assembly.